AUGACUUUCUACCUCGUCACCUUCUACUCCGCUUUUGCCGCCCUGGGAUCAUUCCUGUUCGGUUAUGAUUCCGGCGUGAUCUCUUCCAGUAUCGAGCAGGAGGCCUUUCUGCGCCAAUUCGGGUCUCCAACACUGUCUGACGCCGUCGCUGGGGGAAUCAUUUCCUCGUAUAUCGGAGGCGCAAUCGUGGGCUCGGUCCUCGCCUCGUAUAUUUCGGAUUCCUAUGGCCGUCGAAUGGUCCUCUUUAUCGGUGGUCUUCUUGCCACUCUGGGCGCUGGCCUCCAGGGAGGCGCGGUCAAUAUCGCGAUGCUUAUCGCCGGUCGAUGCAUUGCGGGUCUGGCAAUUGGGCAGAUGUCUGCCACUAUUCCCGUUUAUUGUAGCGAAAUUGCCCCGCCACAGACUCGGGCGAUGUUAGGUAGUAUGCAGCAAUGGAUGAUUGGCUUGGGGUUCGUGGUUGCGCAAUGGGUGGGAUACGGAUGCUCCCUUCGAGGAGGAGUCUUCUCCUGGCGUUUUCCACUUUCCUUUCAAGCCGUGCCGGCAAUAAUUCUGACUUGUGGCAUUUGGUUCCUUCCUGAAUCGCCACGAUGGCUCAUGGAAAAGGGCAGAGAGGAAGAAGGCCGCUCAGUUCUCGCCCGACUCCAUCCCAACCAAGGCGUAACUAACAACCAACUACUCGAACAUGAGAUGUUCCAAAUCCAACAGAGCCUAGCAUCCGAGAAGCAAUCCGCUGUACGAUCCUGGCGUCACCUUUUCCUCUCCCCGCGCUGGCGACACAGGAUCAUCUUAGCUUGUGGUCUGCAGGCAUUCACCCAAUGCUCAGGCACAAACGUAAUCUCAAACUACGGCCCAGGACUCUUCCGCACGCUCGGCUUGACAGCACCAACAUCCCUCAUCAUAAUCGGACUCUGGGGCGCGCUAGCCCAGUUCUGGUACACGGUCUUCAUGGGUUUCAUCGACAAAGUCGGCCGUCGGAAACUGCUCAUCCCAUCAUUGCUGGGCAUGGGAGUAUCCCUGUGCAUUGAAGCCACGCUAGCACGGUACAUCGAUUUCAGCGAUCCCAACGUCAACCCACAUGCUCUGCGAGCCGCCGUGGCCAUGUUCUUUGUUUUCUCAUUCUUUUUCACGGCUCUUGGCAUGAUCUCCUGGGUCUACCAGACUGAGAUCUUCCCUACGCCUCUUCGAGCCCGCGGGUCGUCCAUGGCGACUGCCACGAACUGGAGUGUUAGUCUUAUCUUUACGCAGUGCUCGCCUAUAGCAUUGACGAAUAUCGGGUCGGAUUAUUUCUAUUGCUUUGCCGCAUUCAAUUGGGCGGCGAUGGUGGUUGUUUGGGCGUUUUAUCCUGAGACUGCGGGUUGUUCUCUUGAGGGUGUCGAAGAGGUUUUCAUAACACAGUUUGAUGAUGGGCACUCGGGGAGCUCUUUUGUUGAUGUCAACACUCCUGUGGCUAUUACGCCGCGCUCGCAGAUUCGGCAUAAGGGGCUGCAUCCGUUGUCGAUGCAUCCUACUUAUGACACUGUUAGUAUUGGUAGUAGUCACAGUGCGUCUGGGGAUGAGAUCGGAACCAAGGAGGUUUAA
Molecule: messenger RNA, 1575 nt
Organism: Penicillium verrucosum
Lineage: Eukaryota; Fungi; Ascomycota; Eurotiomycetes; Eurotiales; Aspergillaceae
Product: sugar porter family MFS transporter
Exons: 4
Coding region: 1-1575 (524 amino acids)
Biological process (GO): transmembrane transport; carbohydrate transport
Cellular component (GO): membrane
Molecular function (GO): carbohydrate:proton symporter activity
Source: RefSeq, a predicted model, not a curated record